UUUGGACUUUGGAUUUGGACGUCAAUGCAAAAAGCGGCAUUUGAAUUGCAAUGUUGUUUUUGUGCACAUGACAGAAGGUUCUUUGCUUUGAUAAUAGAAUAAUUUAUUCAAAUAAUUUUUUUUUGAUGUUACAGCUAGUUAUAAUCAUAUAUUUACUCGUUGUGAAAUAAUCGUCGUAAAACAAUCUGUAUUUCAAGUAUCGGUGACAUUGAGGCUAGCAUUCAUUAUUUUCUUUUUAUUUACCAAACCCAAAAAUGCAAGACAAUUUAUUGACUACUUUGUGGUUUAUUAUCAAGUACAUCGCGUACGAAAUAUAUUACUACAUACUUGGAGCUGGAGCAAUUGUGGAGGAUUUAAUUAACUACAAACAAAACCAUUUUUAUGUGACUCCGCAGUACGGAAAGGUGGCUGUAGUCACGGGAGGGGCAAGAGGUCUUGGUUUGGAAGUGGUCAAAAAAUUUCUCCAAAUGGACAUGAAGGUUAUAAUUGGGUGUCGCAAUGUAGAGGCUGGCAUAGGAGUGAUGCAAGAGGUGAGGAGAGACAUCAGUAGUGGAGAAUUUUCUGUUCUGAAGCUGGAUAUGAUGUCAUUCGAAUCCAUCAAGAAGUUCGCUGAUAAAGUUUUGGAAGAGUGUCCACAAAUUCAUAUCUUGAUCAACAACGCUGGCAUCAUGUUUCCGCCAUACACUGAAACGGCAGAGGGUUACGAGUCUCAGUGGGGUGUGAACUUCAUGGGACACUGCUACCUCACUCACCUCCUGCUGCCCCGUCUGAAGCGGACGGCCGAGAUCGGGCUUGAAUCUGUGCGCAUCGUAAAUGUCUCCUCCUGCGCACAUUUCGCCGCCGACACCAUCAAGUUCAAAGAGUUCAAUAGGAGGAGUUGGUACAUUCCAAGCGCUGCCUACGCCCAGUCUAAGCUGGCUCAGGUUGUGUUUACCAAAUUUCUCGACAAGCAGAUGAAAAAUGAGGAGAGUUUGGUGGAGGUGUUUGCGGUGCAUCCGGGUAUUGUGGACACAGACAUCUUCAACGGAACCCUGCUCAAAGUGCUGGUUCCCUGGCUCAUCAAACUGCUUUUCAAGACACCAGAGCAAGGAACGUUCCCGAUUUUGCAUGCAGCUCUGUCCAAAUCUUUGGUGAAAAAAGGUGGCUCAUACAUCAGCAACUGUCAAAUUGCUCGAGUCAACAAAGCAGCUGAAAAUAGCUCUCUUGAGAAAGCGUUGCACCAAUAUUGCAAGGAUAGUUUGGCUAUCACUAAGUUCGGCCAGGUUACUGCUUAAUAUGUUGAUUAACUAUUAAUGAUACUGUAAAAAUCAUCUUCAUGGUGAUUUUAAGAUACAUUUUUCACUGCCGGGUUUCGGUAAAAUAUAUUUUGGGGUUUACCCGUAUAAAUAUCACAGCCAAAUGAAUUGUUUCAAAGUUUUUUUGCAAAUAAAAUAAGAUAAAUCCAAAUUCAAAUGACAGUUGAUCUUCAUGGUGAUUUUGAAACGUUUUUCACUGCCGGGAUUGGGUAAAAUAAUUGUUAAUAUACAUAAAUAAAUAAUAAUAAAUAAAUAUAAAGAAAUUGUUAUGAAAUGAAAUGAAAAUACUCUUUAUUAGGCGGAGUUAGGACUAGAAAGUCCUUUCUACCCCUCAACCUUAGUCCUUUCUACCACUCAACCUUAUAAUAAAGGUUAUACUCAACCUUAUAAUAAUUGUUAUAAAUAUAAUAAGAAAUUAUAAAUAUUCAAGGUUUUUUAUAUCCCAUGACUAUUCUGUAGCACGGUUCACUUUAAACUGACAGCAUUGGUUGUAUUUGAAGAUUUGGAACUAACAGUUAGCUUAAACUGACAGUCUGAUGUGAGUCUCAAUAGAGGUUGAUUACAAUGUCAAAGUUUUACCAAGCUUUAAUAAAAACUAAAUUUAUUUUUGACGCUUCAAUAAAACAUCAAGUGUUCAUUGA
Molecule: messenger RNA, 1936 nt
Organism: Nilaparvata lugens (brown planthopper)
Lineage: Eukaryota; Metazoa; Arthropoda; Insecta; Hemiptera; Delphacidae
Product: retinol dehydrogenase 11
Exons: 7
Coding region: 255-1274 (339 amino acids)
Source: RefSeq, a predicted model, not a curated record